GCCAUCAUCCGUCAGACAAAUGGCGGACGUUGUAAACAGAGCUAGCAGCGUCACCGGGGCCACAGCGAAAGUCCUGUUUUUAACAUGGACAGCGUAGAGUUUGAGCGUCUGGACAGCUUGGAAGGAUGGGUGGCCGUUAAAAGUAACAUUUUUGAAGAACACGAGCCCUUUAAGUUGGGUUUCAUCGUUCAGUGGAACGUUAUCGAGUCGAAGUUCGCAGUAACCUGCCACAACCGGACGUUACAGCGACAGAAACGUAAGGCUGAGCUGCCCUCGGCUGGCGAAGACCCCCAGAUGAGCUGGGCAGGACUGUUCUCCGUAAACGACCUAAAACACGUCCACCAACAGUUCACAUGCGUGGCGGACGUCCUGGGGGGCUGCUUCCCGGAUUUGUCCGACUUUGAAGAAAGUAACAUUUGGGAUUUGCUGCUGUUGAAUCGGAAAUCCGGUGCAGAGGAUGACGAACGCAGAGACUUUGACGCGCCGUGCAGGAAACUGGAGAAAUACUUCAGCACAGCCAUUGACCUCUGCGGGAGAAAAAUCGUCCUGGAAACUUUAUUUACCCAGGAUGAGCGGGACGUUGAUGAGUACUUUGAAAACAUGCAGGAGUUUAAAAAGAAGAGCAUGCAGGAGGAGAUGUCAAGAGCCAAAACUCACCUGAAGGAGAUGCUGCAGAGUCACAGUUCUACUAAUGGGAUGGUAGCGCUGCUGAGUAUCUAUGAGAAGGAAGAUGAGGCCUAUCAGGACGUGGUGACUGUUGCCACCAGCUUCUUCCAGUACCUGUUGCAGCCUUUCAGAGACAUGAGAGAACUAGCCUGCCUUUACAAGAUGGAGAUUCUGAAGUCUUUGGAGUUUGAGGAAUUGGGUCCCAAGAGAAUUACUGCACUGGAGAAGGAGGCGGAGGAGUGGAGAAUGAAAGCAGAGGAUGCAGUUGCCUCCAUUCAGAGCAUCACUGUCACCUACUUUGCACAGACUUCAAAGGCUCUGGCUGUUAUGGUCAAACAGAUGGAGGAGGAUAAGAAGCGUUUUGGACCUGCUGCCUGGGCGUCUGCAGCUCCCAGACUAGAGAAACUACGUUUCCUUUUAGCUAAAGAAACCUUGCAGCACAUGCGAGCAGCAGAGAUGUGCCUUAGCCGCAAGAAGGAUACUAUCAAACAGAGGCUGGAGAAUUUAUCAGGAAGAGUCCAGAACCGGAGAGCUGACCAGAGAUCUGCAGAUCUCGAGGACAAUCAUAAACACGACACCGUGGACCAGCUGGAGCUGCAGUUCUAUGAAACCCAACUAGAACUGUAUGAUGCCAAGUUUGAGAUCCUGAAAAAUGAGGAGCAGCUGCUAGUGGCUCAGAUAGACACUCUGCGUCGGCAGAUUAAAGAGCUGAAGGAGGAGGUGGUUUACUACGAUGUCUGUGAAGAUCCAGAGGAGCUGCAUAGCAUGGUCCACACAGCAUUUCAACAGGCUGAAACUCCACUAAUCCGUCAGCUUAGAAGACGCCUGCAGAGCCUGGAGACCAAGAGGGGAAACAUCUGUGCUCGGAGGGCUUAUCUACGCAACAAAAAGGAUCAGUGCAUGGAGGCCCAGGAGCAGAAGCAGCUGGCAGCCAAGCAGAGCUCCAUCCUUUUCAGCCAGCAUCAUCAGGUUCACCUGAAACGGGAGAAGAAGAAAGAGGAGGAGCAGAGGAGGAAGCAGUGGGUGGACGAAGAGCGGGAGAAGACCCUGAGCAGAUUACGAGCCUUUAGAGAGAAGCGUCAGGGUCAGUACAUCCUGAAGACUCCUCAUUCCAGGAGGUCUCCUUCUGAAGUGUCCUGUCCCUCCCAGCCAUUGUCUAUCAUCAGCCUCUCACCUUCUGCCUCUCCUGAAGAACCUUCCUCCAUCCGUCCGGCACCAAGGAGCAACAAAACCUCCAAAAAACAGCAGUCUAAAGAUAUCCCUGUUCAGAUAUUCUCUACACCACGUCCGCCAACAUUAACCUGUCCCACUGCACCUCCUCCUCCACCACCACCUCCACCGCCACCUCUUCCACCACCGCCGCCUCCUCCUGCUAUAGCACCUCUUCCUGUCCAAGCUGCACCUUCCCCUAAGGAUAUGCCGAUGGCUCUCAGUGAAAAAGAGGAGCCUCCAUUUCCAGCCAAGAACACGCUCAAACAGAAUAUAGGAACUAUGGAUGAAGUGUUGGCUUCCCUCCAACGCGGGCAGAUUAAACUCAGAAAGGUCCCGGAUGCCAGGGCCAAUUCUGGGCAGGACGCGAGGAGCAAUCUGUUGUCCGCCAUCCGACAGGGAGUCACAUUGAAGAAGGUGGUCGCCACACGGGAGGAAGUCCAGAGCGGCACAGACAAUGACCUGGAGCGCAGCAUUAAAGCCGCCAUGAUGAGGAUGAAGAAGGUGGCAGCAGACUCAGACGAUGAGGACGAAGGUGACAACGACUCGCAGAACACAGAGUGGGACAGCUGAGACCAGAGCCUGUUGACCCCACCCCCCCGCUCUGUGUCCUUAACG
This is a messenger RNA of Cyprinodon tularosa, 2493 nucleotides long. Its product is annotated as WASP homolog-associated protein with actin, membranes and microtubules. The coding region runs from base 85 to 2448 and encodes 787 amino acids. The record is from RefSeq and is a predicted model, not a curated record. The transcript has 11 exons. Gene Ontology annotation, molecular function: actin binding; Arp2/3 complex binding. Gene Ontology annotation, biological process: endoplasmic reticulum to Golgi vesicle-mediated transport; Arp2/3 complex-mediated actin nucleation. Gene Ontology annotation, cellular component: cytoplasm; endoplasmic reticulum-Golgi intermediate compartment membrane. Lineage: Eukaryota; Metazoa; Chordata; Actinopteri; Cyprinodontiformes; Cyprinodontidae.